Messenger RNA from Triticum aestivum (bread wheat), 939 nucleotides. RefSeq names its product B3 domain-containing protein Os03g0620400-like. Bases 4 to 939 code for a protein of 311 amino acids. Gene Ontology annotation, molecular function: DNA binding. The transcript is spliced from 3 exons. NCBI's taxonomy places the organism in Eukaryota, Viridiplantae, Streptophyta, Magnoliopsida, Poales, Poaceae. The record is from RefSeq and is a predicted model, not a curated record.
UCGAUGAGAAAUCUACACGAACGCUGCGCGAGGAAGAAGUUCGUCAGGCAGACGAAAAGUGCUUCUAAUAAUGCUAAAAAAGCACGCACGGCUUAUGCUGAUAGUUCAAGCAGUUCAGAUGAUUAUCCUAUUGAGCCAUCAGAGAGUGAGGGGUCAGACCUCGAAUGCCCAAGGGAUCGCUCAGGCCGUCGUGGGAAACAAGUAAAGGCCGCCGCAAUGUCUUCUCCAGUUGAGGAAUUGUCAGAAGGCAAUCCAUCUGAAGAUGAGCCUGUGGAACCGGAUGAUCCUCAGAUGCCUUCCAAGGAUUAUGCCUUACAUCGCAAAAAGGCGAAGAAUUAUGUCUUACAAGGGAAGUUCGAUCUUACAGCGGCAGAGAAGACGGAAAUAGAUGUGCUUGACGAGAAAAUUCGACCUAAAAUCCCCAUGCUUGUGGUAAGGAUGAAGAAGACCAAUGUGAAACAAUACCCUGAUCUGGCAAUACUUAAGGACUAUGCAGUCAAUCACUUUCCUAGCAAAAGUCAAAAGAUCACACUCAAGCUACAUGGGAAGAGUAAGGAAUGGCUGUGCGAUUUUCGCAGAAUACCUGAUGAAAAGGGACACCACCUCUAUUUGCACGAGUUUGUCCAUGACAAUAAUGUGCGGGAGGGUGAUCUCUGCCUCUUUCAACCAAUGACGAAGGGUGAUGUAAGAAACUUCAAGGUGACAGUCCAUCACCUUCGUGAAGCAAGCGCUGAUCAUUCCCCUGUUGAAAGAAAUGAUAUUGGCAUAAAUGAUGUGACUAUUCAAGAAAGAAGUGCAGAUUCAGUUGAUAUACGAAGCAGCUCUGAUGAUCAUACCAAACAACCAUCAGGAAGAAAAAUAUAUCCUAGCUGUCAGAGGGGUAGCUCAAGGGAUCAUCAAAAUACUGCAAAACCCACUUCCUUUGAGAAAUCAGGUUAG